CUAAUUGUGAUUAAAGAAAAUAUAAUGUUUACCUUUGCUUCAUAAAAAAAAAUAUUGGCCUUUUGGCCUUGGUAGAUUGCCUAAGUCGUCCUCCAAGGCUGGAAUUGGCCAUGUGCGUGUUAUUCCGAACAAAAUAUGGUUAAUAAACAGAUUGAAUUGAUUUGAUGCUGUUUCAUCUAACCUGAUUGAUUAAGUAGUUAAGUAAGUUGCAUGUAGGAUUGACUAGUACUCGACUUGACCUCCAAAUAAUACAAUGAUUCAUAUAUGAUACAAUGCAACUCAAUUACUUGGUUCACUGUUGUUCCUGAUUUUUGUUGUCCUUAAUUUGUAUAUGGAAGCAAAAUAGAUUAUAAGAAGCUUCUGAACUUUGAUGCUCUUACAAGGAGCCUAUAUAUCCUUGAUUUCUGCUAACAAAAAGAAUAUCCUACAGACAAUGCCAAUUGCCAGAAAUUAUUAUUCAACUGGUCGUUUAGACCUAUGUUUAUGGGUAAGAAUAAAAACAUAUCUUGAUGUCUUACUAUAUAAUGCUGCAAGCCACAUGAGUUCAGCAUGACCCGCAAAUAUGGCCUUAUACAAUCUCUCUGUGCUCGAUGCUCUCGACACUGCACGAAUGCAAUGGUAUCAUGUCACUGCCAUUUUGAUUGCCGGGAUGGGCUUCUUCAGUGAUGCUUAUGAUCUUUUUUGCAUCUCCACUGUCUCCAAACUUUUGGGUCGUCUUUAUUAUUACGACCCAUCGAGUCGGCAUCCCGGCAAACUUCCUCCUACGGUUAACAAUUUUGUUGUUGGUGUUGCCCUAGUUGGUACCUUGAUCGGUCAGCUUGUCUUCGGCUUCCUUGGUGACAAACUAGGUCGAAAAAAAGUCUAUGAUUCUGGCUCGGAUUUGGAAUUGGUGGAGAUUAUCCCCUCUCGGCCACGAUCAUGGCUGAAUAUGCUAACAAAAAAACACGUGGGGCUUUUAUAGCUGCAGUGUUUGCCAUGCAAGGUGUCGGUAUCAUCUUUGCUGGGCUGGUGUCCAUGAUCGUUUCUAGUAUCUUCCUAUCCGAGUAUGGAGGACCAAAAUUCCGUGAAAACCACAUCCUUUCUACAGAACCUGAAGCAGAUUACGUAUGGCGAAUUGUGUUGAUGCUUGGGGCUCUUCCAGCUCUUCUAACUUUCUAUUGGAGGAUGAAGAUGCCAGAAACAGGUCGUUACACCGCACUUAUAGAAGGGAACGCUACACAAGCUGCCAUUGACAUGGCUCAUGUUCUUGAUAUCGAAAUUCCAGCAGAUCAAGACAGGUUAUCACAGUUCAAGGCCGCCAAUGACUACCCAUUACUCUCAAGAACGUUCCUUGAACGCCAUGGGCGUCACCUAAUUGGUACGAUGAGCACAUGGUUUUUCUUAGACACAGCCUACUAUAGUCAACACCUAACUCAAAAAGACAUAUUUCCAGCUAUGGGCCUCACUCAAGCAGAUGUUGAUGUAAGUGCUCUCAGAGAAAUGUUUGAGACAUCACGAACCAUGUUUGUCGUUGCAUUGCUUGGCACAUUCCCUGGGUACUGGUUCACCGUCUUUUUCAUUGAAACCAUCGGUCGAUUCUUCAUUCAACUUGUUGGGUUCUUCAUGAUGUCCAUCUUCUUGCUGAUUAUGGGAAUCAAAUAUGAUUACCUUAAAGAGAGGGAGAAUAACUGGAUCUUUGCAGCUUUGUAUGGAUUGAUCUUCUUUUUUGCGAAUUUUGGCCCCAACAGCACAACCUUUGUUCUUCCGGCUGAGCUUUUUCCUACGCGAUUGAGAUCAACAUGUCACGCAUUGAGUGCCGCUUCUGGGAAGGCUGGGGCAAUGAUUGCAGCGUUUGUGUUGCAGAACUACGCCAUGAAUGUUAACCAAAUUAAGCACAUAAUGGUUUUUUUGGCACUUACAAGUAUGUUUGGGUUCUGUUGUACGUUUUUAGUGACCGAGACCAAAGGCCGAUCAUUAGAGGAAAUUUCAGGCGAGAACGGUGCUCAAAAGGAGACUAACCCGGCUACUAAACUGCGAAUGGCUCCUGGCCGAGAAGCCAUUUAGCUAGGAGUGAUGGCAAGCAGGCUUCUUUGUUCCGCAAAAGAGUUUGUUCGGCAGGUCUAGCACUUUCAGCUCAACUUUUUUUUUUUACCAAACUUUCAGCUCAACUUGAAGGUUGUGUUUUGUACAGUGUUUUUUGUAUCUUUCACACAUCUUCUAGUAUUCUAAGAAUAAUGUAACAUGAACUUAAAAAAUUAAAUA
Ilex paraguariensis (yerba mate) is the source of this 2241-nucleotide messenger RNA. NCBI's taxonomy places the organism in Eukaryota, Viridiplantae, Streptophyta, Magnoliopsida, Aquifoliales, Aquifoliaceae. The record is from the annotation of a GenBank genome assembly.